Linum tenue is the source of this 201-nucleotide messenger RNA. The record is from the annotation of a GenBank genome assembly. Lineage: Eukaryota; Viridiplantae; Streptophyta; Magnoliopsida; Malpighiales; Linaceae.
AUGGCUCUCCACAAUUAUAUUAGAAUGAAUGCUAUUUACGACGAGGAGUUUCAAAGGUGUGAUGAAGAUCCAAACUAUCCGGUUGAAGUUGGAGAUUAUGGAAGUCAAGGAGAAAGAAGAAAUGAAAGCACUAUUCCAGAUGAUAGAUUCAUGAACUCUGUUCGUGAUUCAAUUGCUGCAUCACUCAGGAAUCAUAGAUGA